Microplitis mediator is the source of this 3845-nucleotide messenger RNA. Its product is annotated as SET and MYND domain-containing protein 4-like. NCBI's taxonomy places the organism in Eukaryota, Metazoa, Arthropoda, Insecta, Hymenoptera, Braconidae. Gene Ontology annotation, molecular function: protein binding. The record is from RefSeq and is a predicted model, not a curated record. Bases 741 to 2633 code for a protein of 630 amino acids. The transcript is spliced from 6 exons.
GUUUUUCCGGAAUGGGUAACCCGUUCAAUUUAUUAAUUUAUUUCAGGCCCAUCGACCGCUAUAAAUUAAUUUUCUUUAUCGCGUCAUAGCUUAAUUGAGGUCGGAAUUUAUUCCAUUGGCCGAAUUAUUUAAUCAAUAGAUAAUCUGCUUAAUUUUACAUUGUCAAAUUCAGGCCCAGGUGAUUCUAAAUCACUGACCGAAUUUAUAUAGUCUGUUUACAACCUCUAAUUCUAGUCACGUGUAUAAAUUAUAUUCAGGCCCAAAAUUAAUUAAUUAAUUGCACAUUCUAGUCGUAAAAAUAAUUAUAAAUUAAUCAUAAAACUAAGUUAAUAAAUUUCUAAAAUAAAUCGGAGUUAAAAGUGACGCCAAGAAUUUUGAUAAGGUAUCGUUGAGUAGUAAAAGUAGUAAGCGUCUUGAUGUUAUGGAACGGAUUAUUUUGCAGUGAUAAAAUCAAUUUACAACAAUAGUGAAAUAAUUAAUUAAGUGAAAAAUUUAUAAUCGGAAAAUUGAUUAAUAAAGAAAAUUAAGUAAUUGGAGAACCUCAAAAUUAAAAGAAGCAUUUGACUAAUGGCGUCCAUUGACCAACGUACGGAAUGACAAAACUUAACCUAUUUAAUUGAAUUUACGCAAUAUUUUCUUUAUCAAGUUGAUAUAAAAAAGAAUUUAUGUGAAUUCUUAAAAACAAAAAUUCAAUGCUUGUUUUACAUCAAUAUUUAUCAUCAUCAUAAAAAAACAACACAAUGCAUAAAUUGACAGAAUUGCUGGAAAAGUUUAAUACACUGAAAAUACACUCUCUAGCGUCUAAACAUUUUCAAGGCGCUAAAACUGACGAAGAUUUCGUUAAAAAAGCUCUAAAGAUGCAUUUAGAUAUGCAAGAUCAAUUGCCAGAUCUACUACCAGCUGUAGAAAUUUUGAAAUGUGCUGAUAAAGCUAAGUGGUAUUUGAAUGAAGGGAAACGAAUUUCCAGUUUAUCGUUCGUUGAAUCUGUAGAAGCUUUCAAUUAUGCAAUGGCAAAUGGAUCACCUGGAUCAGAGUUAUUAGCACACGCCUUUGCAAAUCGUUCAGCAGUACUUACUACAAAUGGAAGGUAUGAAGAGUCACUGAAAGAUAUCCGACGAGCACUAGAAGAAAACUAUCCGGAUCAUUUAAGAGCUACACUGUAUGUUCGGAGAGCAAAAAAUUUACUAGCUCUAAAUCCAGUUACAAAUGUUGAUGAAAUAAUAGUUGAAGCAAAGCAUUGGGCGUCGAAGAUGAGUGAAAAAGAAAAAACUAAACUUCUAAACAAUAUUGAUAAACUCAAAACAAAGAAAUUCAAAAAACCAGUUAAAGAGUUAAAUAAUCAAGUAUUUAUGCCUGCGACUCCAAAUGAUAAUCCAAGAUUUAAAAAUACAUCAGGUGCUAUCACUGUUAAUUAUUCUGAUAAAUUUGGACGUCAUAUUGUAGCUACAAGAGAUAUAAAAGCAGGUGAAGCACUGUGUGUUAAAAAAGUGUACGCGUUAAUACUUUUGGAAGAAUACCAAUUCAAACGUUGUUGGAAUUGUUCAAAACACUGCUGGUCUAGUGUUCCUUGUAACAAGUGUUCCCAUGUUAUUUAUUGCAGUGAAGAAUGUCGUGAUAUUUCUUGGAAUGAGUAUCAUGACAUCGAGUGCGCUAUUUUAAAUGCUAUAUUAUAUACCACUCAAUUUUAUGAAGAGAUUAGUUUGAUGAGUUUGAGGAUACUAAUAAAAGCACUGAAAGAAUAUGGAACAGUAGAAGCGCUGUACGAAGACGUACAAAAAAUGAAUUCAAUGGAAGAUCCAAUAAUGCAAACAUUAAGUGACAAUACUUACGAUGAUACUAAAUUUGCAAGUGUUUACGCACUAAAUCGAAAGCCUAUGGAUUUAAGAUUUCAAGUUCAGACUGGAUUGAAAGCUCUUCAAUAUAUGUAUGCAAUGGCCCUUACAACUGAUGUAUUUGGUAAAAAAAUGAAAAGUAUGACUGAAUUAGCCAACAACAAGUGGGUUGUAUUCAUUGGAAAAUUGCUUUUUCAUCAAACUGUGUUAAGCAGCAGUAACAUGUUUGCGAUUGCUGCCAACAGUGACAAUUUAGAAGAGGAUCUACCUCAGUGUGGUGGAGUGUUGAUUCCACUAGAAUCUUUAUAUAAUCAUAGCUGUGACCCUGAUAUACAAAGAUUUGAUUGCCGUGAUUUAACGACCUUUAUAUCUAUACAUCCUAUCAAAAAAGGGCAACAGAUAUUUUUAAAUUAUGGACCCGAUUUUCAAGAUAAACCGACUUCCGAACGCAGAGCUAAACUGGAAAAUGUUCGAAGUUAUUGGUGUGACUGCAUCGCUUGUGUUAAUGAUUGGAACCCAGGCCAUGACUUCCCAUCAGCUUGUAUGCAAAAUAUUAUUCCAAAACGAGUUGCAUUUCGUGUAUCAACGGUCUUGGUUGAAUGUUGUGAUGAAUAUACCAAAAUUCUUUCGAGUGAUUCUGCUCAAGAUUUAUCUCCUCAGAGACUAAAAAAUCUAAUGUCUAAUUUAUUUGCGCUUCUGAAUACAUUGGGAAAAUACGAUGUUUAUCCUUGUGAAGAAAUGACAGCUGCAAAAGCUGUAUUGUUAGGGACUUUUAAAUUGAUGAUUGGAUAUCAAACAUAGAAUAAUUAUGUAUUGUUCUUAAACGUACAAGUUUACUUUUUACUACUUUAUAUUUAUUUAUUUAAAAUUUUCAAGUUUUUAUAAGAAGUAAUCCCUGUUUUUUUUAUUGAAUAUUUUAUCAUAUAAAUAUUUUCACGAUGUAUUAGUUUAAGUUUUCUGUUUUACCACUGAUUUAAUACAGACAGUAAUUAAAAUUGUCAUUACUUAGUUAUGUUUAACAAGAUGUAACUUUCAAGCCAUUCUCAGACAGAGUUCCCCAUUUUUUUAAAAUAUUUAAUGACUCAACUGUCAUAACUGUAUUGAAAUUUUGUUAAUUAAUUGAAAAAAGUUGAAUCAUUAAUUGAAAAAAGCACAGCGCAGUUACAAUUUCGAGACAAAGAUCAGAAAACAAAUUUUUUACAGUUGUUAUCUAUUAGGAGUUAAACGAAAUUUGGUAAAUAAAUUUUAGCCUAUAAAAUUUGACAUUUAAAAUUAUAGUAUGGACAAGUUUUUGCUAAAAUUUAUUUAUCAAAUUACGCUGAACUCCAAAUUAACAAUAACUGUAAAUUUUUUUUUCAAAUCUAUUUUUCAGCCAAAUGUUAACUGCAUCGUCCAUUUUCCGUUAAUGCUUCAACUUUUUUUUUGAUUAAUUCAAAAAAUUUUAAUAUAAUUAUGAUAGUUCAUGAACAUUAAGUAUUUUGGUAAAGUGGGGGCAUGGUCUGAGAAUUCCCUCGACGGCAUUCAUGUGUUCAUUUUAAUAGUAACGAAUUACUCAAGAUGUUAUGAUAAUUAAAACGUAGAUUUAAAUCUUUAAUUAAAAGUUGGUUCUAUUGAAACUUUAUUCAUGCACAAUACUACUGUAUACACACAUAAAUGUAUGCAUAGAUACAAAUUCAACAUAAAUAAUGAAUUAUGAUAAGUGUAUUUAAGCUUCUCUUAAUUGCAAUUACUGUUUGAAUAUAAAUUAUGAUUUUAUUGUAAGAAGAAAUAAUUAUUGGAAUUUAAAUAUAAGUAUAGUAAAAUAUUUUUAUGUGAAAGAAAUGAGUCAGACGAUUUAAAGUUAAUUUGAGUAGAUGUUUUUUCUUUAAAAUUAUUUAAGAAUAAUGAUUAUUAUCAUAAAUUUAAAUUAAACAUUUUCAUUAAAAUUUUAUUGAGAUAUUUAUUAAUAGAAAUUUAAUUUCGUUAUAAUGAGUCUGGUAUAUUUUGUUUUGACCUUAAAACAUGAGUAAGUCA